Molecule: messenger RNA, 2961 nt
Organism: Closterium sp. Naga37s-1
Lineage: Eukaryota; Viridiplantae; Streptophyta; Zygnematophyceae; Desmidiales; Closteriaceae
Source: the annotation of a GenBank genome assembly
AUGGAUCGCCUUGGGGGAUCUCUAGAUCAUCACGGUGCGCCUCUCCUCGGGAAUUCUCAACCGUCGGAUCGAACUGGCGCUGGUGGCGCGUAUCCGCACCAUCCAUCCCCCGGAUGGGGAUCUCAACCGCAGAUCCACGAUUCCGGCUACCGUAGGAUCCAGGAAUCCGGCGGGGAACGCGGAGGAACGGGGACUGGCGGAGGAGGAGGAGCGGGUGCUGGUACGAGGCGAGAGGGAUUUACCCGGCAUAAUUCGUUGGGAGGGAUGUUUCGAUUGAAGCACUCUCAGUCGCACACGAACCUCAUGGCAGCGCCGCUCCCCAAGUGCCUCACGUUCUGGCAGCUCAUCCCGCUAGGAGUGGGAUCAACCAUAGGCGCGGGCGUGUAUGUUCUGAUUGGCACAGUGGCGCGGGAGAAGGCUGGACCAGCCCUACCCAUAUCCUUCCUCAUAGCAGGCGUGGCGGCGGGCUUGGCUGCUCUCUGCUACGCUGAGCUCGCCAGUCGGUGCCCGUCAGCUGGGAGUGCUUACCACUACGCGUACACAACCGUGGGGGAAGUGGUGGCAUGGCUAAUCGGCUGGGCGCUCAUUCUUGAGUAUUCUGUGGGUGGGGCGGCAGUGGCUCGAGGCAUUUCACCGAAUCUGGCAACGGCGUUGGGAGGGCCAGACAGCCUACCGUUCAUCCUGGCUCGUCUGCCCGUCCCAGGCACCACUGUAGUGUUGGAUCCGUGUGCUUCCCUCAUGGUGGCUGCGGUGACGGUACUGCUGUCUGCCGGCAUUAAAGAGAGCGCCAAUUUCCAGAUGGGGAUGACAGUAGCGAAUGUGAUAAUAUUGCUGUUUGUGGCGGUGGCGGGGGCAUGGAUAGGAUUUACCCAUGGCUGGCCAGGGUACAAGGAGGCUCCAAGCUAUCUACCAUUCGGUGUGUCGGGAUUGCUGGGAGGAGCAGCGAUGGCCUUUUUCUCGUACAUUGGAUUUGAUACAGUUGCAAGCACAGCAGAAGAGGUGAAGCACCCUCAGCGCGACCUGCCUUUGGGAAUAGGCAUGUCUCUGACGUGCUGUGGCGCGCUCUACAUGGUGAUAGCAGCGGUGCUGGUGGGGUUGACUCCGUUUGACCGCAUUGACCCGGACACACCCAUGGCUCAGGCGUUUGACACCUACCACCUAGACUGGGCCAAGUACCUUGUAACAGGAGGUGCGCUUGCAGCUCUUUCCACUACUCUGCUCGGAUCCCUGCUGCCUCAGCCGCGCAUUCUGAUGGUGAUGGCACGCGACGGGCUCCUCCCAGCCUGGUUCGGCCGCAUCGACAAGGCCACGGGAGUGCCUCAGAACGCGACAGCUGUCACCGGGCUAUUGGCCGCCGCCAUGGCGUUCGUGCUUGAUAUCGGGCAGCUGUCAGGCAUGGUCAGUGUCGGCACUCUCCUCGCAUUCACCACCGUCAGCCUCUCAGUCCUUAUCCUUCGCUACACGCCUCCCGCCUCUCCUCCCACCCCACUCCCCUCCUCACACACCCCUUCCCUCCACCCAUCCUCCUCCUCCUCUUCCUCCCACAACCAGCCUCACUACCCCACAUCAUCCUCCUCCCGCCCCUUACCAGCCUAUGCUUUCUCACCCCCAACUCGACCUCAGUAUAUAACAUCCUCCCUUCCAACCGCCGCAGCAGCAGGGGCGGGUUUUUUUGUCUCUUCCCCUCUCCCGGUCGGCCAAUCCAGUGUGUUCAGGCACAUGGGCUCGCCGGACAGCCUGGGCACAUCUCCAGCCGUUGAAAUCCGAUCCAACGGCCAGCUGCAGUCCGUGUUUUCUCUCACUCCCAACUCGUUUCAAGCACCGCUGCUGGCACGGUUGCUUGAAGAGAGGGCGGGAGAGGGGGAGGGGGAAGGGGAGGGAGGGGAAGAGGAGGAGAAGGAGGAAGAAAGAGGGGAGGAGGAGGAGAGUGAGGAGGAGGGAGGGGAUGAGGAAGGUGAGGAGGACGGAGGGGAGGAGCGAGAAGAGCAGCAGCACCAUACAGCAAACGUUUCCACCGAAUACAACACCACAGUAUCGAGAGGAAUGGGUGAUGAAGCUGCUGUUGAGAUCGCCUGCAACACUUCAGGCGGCAGGAAACAGGGUUCUGCUCUCCCCACUGCUGUCACACCUACUACAGUCACUGCUACAGCCACACCUGCUGUGACAGGUCCUGCUACAGCCGCUACAGCUGCUAUAGCCGUCGCUGCACCCGCAUCCCACAGGCGACUUGCCUCUCGAGCCAUCGUUGCCGUCUCACUGGGUGCCCCUCUGCUUGGCGCUGCUGCUGCUGUGGCUUCGUCUUCCGCUGACCUUUCAGACUGGUUACCUCUCCUACUAUUCUCUCUGGGCGGCCCACUGUUCCUCGGAGGGGCGGCAACGUUUGGAUGUAUCAACGAGGACGAGGGAAGGCACCAGUUCGGAUCAGCAGGAGGUUUCCACUGUCCCUGGGUGCCGUGGCUUCCCCUCGCCAGCAUCCUGGUCAACGUGUACCUCAUGGCCAACUUGGGCAUCCUUGCCAACGUGUACCUCACGGCGAAUUCAGGUGCCACCACUGCCACCACGUGGCUCUACUCCUCCUCCUGGCUCGCUAUAGGAGCGCUCGUUUACCUCGCCUACGGAAUUGGCCAUAGUGCUCUGGGGCAAGCCCACACGCCGGGCCCUCUUUCAUCUCCCCUUCCUCUCAAUCACCUUCCCCUGUCAUUCCCCAACCCCCAUCUCUUCCCACCUUCUAGUGCCACCACGUGGCUCUACUCCUCCUCAUGGCUCGCUAUAGGAGGACUCGUUUACCUCACAUAUGGCCUGCACCACAGCGCUCUGGGGCAAGCCCACGCGCCUGGCCCUCGCGUUCUGGAUGCCUCUAAGCGCACGGCCAGCUGGUGGAACCUGGGCACGCCGUUUGAGGAGUGGGUGGUGCAGCAGACGCACAGGCAGGCACGGGUGGGGCAUGGGCAAGGCAUGUAG